CUAAUAACAGUCUCUAUGGAAACCGUGACUGGUCAGGAGAAGAUGACUACAAUCAGCACUCAGCCAGGCGUGGUCACCACGCAGGUGAUGUCUGUGGAGCCGGGGUCCCGAUGGACGACAGACAUGUGCGACUGCUGCGAUGACUGCGGAAUCUGUUGCUGCGCAUUGUGGUGCUUCCCGUGCAUGAUGUGCAAUACAGUCAGUGAAUUUGGGGAGUGCAUGUGUCUGCCCCUCAUGGACCCCUUUUGCAUGGGAUACCUGGGAUGCAGUUCACUCUGCCCCCCCAUCACCCUGGCCAUGAGGGCAGCCGUCCGCGAGAGAUACAAGAUAAAGGGGUCCAUCUGCGAUGACAGUGUGCGCUCCUGCUGCUGCUACUCGUGUUCCUGGUGUCAGAUGGCUCGAGAAAUCAAGAGAAGAGGAAACUAUUCAGUUGUGACAACUGCCCAAACCACCAUAGUGACCAACACCCCCGUGUACCCACCACAUCAAGGCUACACCCCCCUGGUGGAGUACUAGUCCCGCGUUUCCGGUCACGUCUGUUACGGCACGUGCAGGCAUACGUGCGCAUGGUUUAUUUACUUCACGUCACUUAUUAGGUCAUAAAACAAUAUUUUUUAUUUAGUUUCAAAACCACAUGGAUGUAGAGAGAUGGUGUUUAGCCGGGGGAGGGGGUGACGAAGUCUCUUUUCUGUAGCUUUUUUGUAUUUUCAAUAUAGAUAUUUUAGUAAAACAAGCAUUUAUUAAAGGUCAUUUUCCUAGA
Messenger RNA from Spea bombifrons (plains spadefoot toad), 760 nucleotides. RefSeq names its product cornifelin homolog. Lineage: Eukaryota; Metazoa; Chordata; Amphibia; Anura; Pelobatidae. Bases 16 to 516 code for a protein of 166 amino acids. The transcript has 4 exons. The record is from RefSeq and is a predicted model, not a curated record.